AUGCUAGCUUUAUUUUGUCAACAGCCAAUUAAACCGUAUUAUAUAAAACGUUUUGUUGCAAACGAUAAAGACUUGUUUAUGGAUCAAUUCUUCAUUUUUAAACAGUUAUUGAUGUAUGUGAAUGAUGCAAUAGAAGCAACAUUUGUUGAUGGUUGCAAAAUCUAUUUAUCACCAUGUGGGACGGAGUAUGUAUUUCAAAAUGGAAAUCAGGCGAAUGGCUUAUUGAAUGAAAAACAUCGUACAAUUUACACAACGAGUUCUCUAAUUGAUCGUAUAAAACCAAUUAUUGAAUUUCGAAAUUUAUUUGCGGAAAUACCAUUUUUAGUAGCAGCAUUCGUUGAUAAAAGUCAAUGUUACCAUACAACAGCUGAUCCAACACAUGUACGUUGGUCAUACUCAAAUUUACCCAUUGAUAAUAGAACAAAUUACACAUGGACAUCUAUAUGUGGUCGUGCAGAAAUUUUACUUCCAAAAUGUAAACAAAUUGUUUAUGUUAAACAUCCUAUACAAGUUUCUCGCAUUCCCUAUAAAGAUGAUAAAGAUGAACCAACGUCAAAAUAUAUCAAUGUAUUUGCACCUGUACAACGUUUAUUCAAAGUUGAUCAAUGUCCAAUCUAUUUAAAAUCAUUUAUUACAUCAUUUCUAGAAUUUAUUGAACAAUUAGAAGAAGCUGAGGAACAUCAUAGUGUUAAACGUACAUUAUUUGAUAGUGAUAAUGAUGAUAAAUUAUGUUUUGAAUUACCAAAACCAUUGUCGACCAAUUGUCAACGAGCUAAUCAACAUCGUCUAUAUGAUAUGAUGUUUGAAUCGGACAUUAAAAUACUAAAAACAAAACAGAUGACAUACAGAAUGUGCUAUGAUGAACCUCAAAGUAUCGAAGCUAUUGCCAACGGUACAUCAGAUUACGUUGUUACAACUAAUAUACAAACCGUAUUCUACAAUUAUUAUUGUAUGAAAGCAAAUAUUUGUCAAUUAUUAACAAUAUCUGAAUGUUCAUUACCACCUCAAAAUGAACAGUUAGAACAUAUAAUCAGUUUUAUGUCAACUAUGCGUCAAAGAAUGCUAACAAUGUCCAAAUAUGUUAAAGAAACUCCCUGUUGGGAAGAACAAACGAUGAAUGAUAAAGAAAUGUGUAUCAGCAAUAAACCAAUCUAUAAACAAAUAGUUGUUCCAAAAGUCGGUCAUUUUCUUUAUUAUGAAGAUAAUAGUGUCCAAAUACAGUAUUGUUCGAAUCACAUUGUCGAUAUAGCAGCAGAUCAAGUACAAUUAUGUCAGUUGAAUCACUUUGAUUUUCGUUGUCGAUUAACCAUUAACAAUAAAACAAUUGAGAUUUACAAUGCAUCAAAUUCUGGAAUUUAUCUAAAAUACAUAUCUGGUGCAAUUGAAUGGUGUCUAUGGAUAUUAGAACAAAAACGUUUUGAUAGACAAAGGAAUUUAAUGUCUAGUAUUGAACAAGAAUUAUUUGUUUUAAAACAUUAUUCAACAAUGAAUGAACUAAGAGAUACAAAUUCUAGUCUCAAUUCUUCGUCAUUAUUACCACCAGUAUCCACCACCAUUAAUGAUCAGUACUCCACGCCUAUGUAUACACAAAAAUAUGUUAAUGAUAUACUACAACAGACAACAAGAUUUACUCAAGAAAUUGAGAUGAGUUUAUUAAAUAACAAAUCCUAA
This is a messenger RNA of Didymodactylos carnosus, 1671 nucleotides long. Lineage: Eukaryota; Metazoa; Rotifera; Eurotatoria; Philodinida; Philodinidae. The record is from the annotation of a GenBank genome assembly.